This is a messenger RNA of Epinephelus fuscoguttatus (brown-marbled grouper), 4523 nucleotides long. It is a transcript of the gene rasgrp4, whose product is annotated as RAS guanyl releasing protein 4. NCBI's taxonomy places the organism in Eukaryota, Metazoa, Chordata, Actinopteri, Perciformes, Serranidae. Gene Ontology annotation, molecular function: guanyl-nucleotide exchange factor activity; calcium ion binding. Gene Ontology annotation, biological process: positive regulation of GTPase activity; Ras protein signal transduction. The record is from RefSeq and is a predicted model, not a curated record. Gene Ontology annotation, cellular component: plasma membrane. The transcript is spliced from 17 exons. Bases 480 to 2594 code for a protein of 704 amino acids.
CUAUCUGUCAGAGCCAGUUCCUCCAUUUAAGAUGCUGACUUGUUUAUGUUGAAGGGACAAGUGAAUGACUUUAGUUAGCUCUUUCACUCUACUUUGAAGCUUGUUCGAGGCUUUUUCUCUCAGCAUGUUUGCUUUUUUGUAGGCGAUGGGAGCAUGAAGUCUGUUUUGUUGCUGAUUUGUGGUUGAUAGAUGUCUUCAGAUAGCAGAGAGAGAGGGAGGUUGAUCGACACACAGAGAGGUUUGAUAAGCAGGGUUUUAGGUGACUGUCGAUGAGUGGUAGGUGGGCAGCCCUCAGCCCCAGCAGCUUUCCGUCCUGUGCCCGUUCUAGCUGUCCUGGGCACAUAAACACUUAGAGGACACAGAGGAAGAGAAGGAGGAGGAGGAGGAGCAGGGUCAACCAUGGAGCUGUAGGGACAUGCUCAGAUGCCCGUGCGGAUCACCAGUGGAGGAGGAGUGCCGCUCAGGAGAAGAGCUCUGCGAUGAACAAGACCAAGAGGAAGUCCAGUGAGAGCAGGAACGUGGUCCAGCGGCGGAGGUAUACAUGUCCCAGUCCUCAGGACAUCACCCGCGCCCUGCAGAGCCCCAGCUCUGCUCCCAGCGCCAGUGCUGCCAGCCUGGAUGAGCUCAUACAGCGCUGCCUGAACUGCUUCGAUUCAGAGGGGAAGCUUUCCAGCCCCAGAGGGUCCCAGCUGGUCCACAUGACUCUCAUGAUGCACAGUUGGGUCGUGCCUUCUCAGAUGUUCGCCCAGAAACUUCUCACCCUUUAUAAAGAUUGUCCCUCAGACAAGAGAGGAGUGAGGCGGACACAGAUCUGCCACCUUAUCAGGCAGUGGAUCAGCCAGUUCCCAGCGGUAUUCGAGGCAGACCCCCUCCUGGAGCAGACAAUGGGGGACCUGUGGGAGCUGGUCCGGUCAGACGGAGAGGAGACGCACUCGCAGCUCAUCGACACUUCCUGCUUAAGCCCUCAUGUGAACAUAUUCCAGGCACCCUCACCCUCUGUGAAGAAGAGGAAGGUGUCUUUGAUCUUCGACCACAUGGAGCCAGAUGAGAUGGCCGAGCACCUCAGCUACCUGGAGUUUAAGAACUUCUGUAACGUUUCAUUCUUGGACUACCGCAGCUACGUGGUGCGAGGCUCAGUGAGGGACAACCCUGCUCUGGAGAGGUCAGUCAUGAUGUGUAACGGAGUCUCCCAGUGGGUCCAGCUGAUGAUCCUCAGCAGACACACGGCCCAGCAGAGAGCCCAGGUCUUCACUAAGUUCAUUCAUGUGGCUCAGAAACUUCGAGCUUUGCAAAACUUUAACACUCUAAUGGCAGUGACUGGAGGCCUCUGUCACAGCUCAAUCUCCCGCCUCAAAGACACCUCUAACCUGCUGCCUCCUGACAUCACUAAGGCCCUGAGUGAGAUGACAGAGCUGCUCUCCUCGCGGAGCAACUACAUCAACUACCGGCGGGUUUAUAACGAGUGCAGUGGCUUCAAGGUGCCCAUCCUUGGGGUCCACCUGAAGGAUCUGAUCUCGCUGAAUGAGGCCCUGCCGGACUACAUCGACGAUGACAAGAUCAACCUGAGCAAGCUGCAGCACCUGUACAGUAACAUCAAUGACCUGUUGGCCAUUCACACCUGCACGCCGCCCUUUGAGGCCAACAAGGACCUGCUCCAUCUGCUCACGCUCUCCUUAGAUUUAUACUACACUGAGGAUGAGAUAUAUGAACUUUCAUACACCAAGGAACCGAAGAACACCAAGAUCCAGCCUGUAGCUCCAGUUAAACCGCCUGCAGUGGCAGAGUGGGGUUCAGGGGUCACCCCCAGGCUCGACCCUGACACCAUAUCUAAACACGUCAAACAGAUGGUGGAUUCCAUAAUGAAAAAUUACGACCAGAACCAGGAUGGUUACAUUUCACUGGAGGACUUUGAGAAAAUAGCAGCCAACUUCCCCUUCUCCUUCUGCACUCAUGAAACUGACAGGGAGGGACAAAUCAGCCGUGAGGAAAUCACCUCUUACUUCAUGAGGGGAAUGUCUAUAUGUGCCAAGCUGGGCUUCAACUUCAAUGCACAUAACUUCCAUGAAACCACAUAUAAACGGCCAACGUUUUGUGAGACUUGUGGAGGCUUUCUGUGGGGAGUCAUCAAACAGGGCUACCAUUGUAAAGACUGUGGGAUAAACUGUCACAGACACUGUAGAGAUCUGGUGGGGAUGGAGUGCUUGAAGAAACACAAAAACACAACUGGGUCCUGUCCGUGCACUCCGGCACCUGACUCAAAAACCAAGGGCAACAGCUGGAGUUCAGAGGAGGAGACCUUUGUUUUCCCCCAAGGUGAAGAGACAGAAAAUAACCAGGGCACCCCUCCUUGGAAAAAUAACAGCGGUGAUUCAACGCUGUCGGACCGCUCCACUCAGACAGAUCCUGGAGUGUGGACGCCUGAGAAGAAGGACAAGAGGGGAAACCACCACAACUUACUCGUGCAUGCAUUUCCAGACAGAAGGGUCAACACACUGCCACACAGAGCCCGAGGCUGCUCCAUGCCUGUUUCCUUCUUGCAGGAGAAGAUGGAGGAGCUGCAUCUCUACAAAGACAAGAGCAGAGAGCCGGACUGAGCGCUCCAUCUUCUGACAUUUCCCCCUCAUGGACAAAAAACAUCCAGACACCACCAAGUCUCUGACAAAGCUGUGUCUGACUGGUGUUGAACUGAUGAGAUUUUACUGGCCAUUCACAUCAGAAUGCCAGGAAUUAUAUGUAUGGACUCCAUCCUGUUUUAAGUGUGGUUAUGAAACGCUUUUAUUAUUUUAUUUUUGUCAGUCUUGUUAGUUUGGCAAAGUGUUUAGGCUUCAAACAUCAAUUGUCCUUCUGUAAUUUAUGAACACCUCAUUUUGUUUCUAGAAUAGGUGCCUUGGUUCUCUGGUGCUAAGAUUCAACUCCAAUCCAUACAAUCAUUUAUGGCAACAGACAUAAGAUUUUCCUGAUCAUAUUUACAUAUAACAAAAUGCAGGGUGGGAAAUUAACACUAACCUUGUGGUGGCGAAAAGGCUGAGAAAUACUUGACCCUUAAGAUCAUGGUAGAAGCAACAACAAUUCUGGUCAAUUUCAACUUUGGCAGCUAUAUGAAAACUCUGCUCAUGAAUCUGGACAGUAAGGUGGCAAAACAUUUUUUAGACGACUAUUAGUUUGGCUUUGGGUGAUGUGAAGAUAUAUGCAUGAGACAAUUUAUCAACCAGUAGAUAUUCUUAUACCAUUCAUGGAGGUAUCUAUGCCUUUAAAGGGAUAGUUCAGAUCUUUUGACAUGGGGUUGUAUGAGGCACUUAUACAUAGUCAGUGUAUUACAUACAGUAGAUGUCAGUUAGCAAACUCUGUUUGGAGAGUUUCGCUCAAUUUAUUUGUUUGUAUUAUUGUGUGACUUUGCUGUAUAAUAGGGUUCAUUCAAAUUCACUUAGGUCAAACAAUAAAACUAACUGAUUGAGGCAGCGGUAGACCAGCAACUCUGUUCAGCAAGCCAAAAUGACUGUUUUUGACAAGAGCAUGGAUGGUAAAUGAAACCAUGUCAGCUUCCCCGUCAGAACAGGCUGUCUGGUGGCGAGGUUAAGUGCCGAAAUACUCCAAAUAUUGCAUACGCUUUAACUGUUUUUUUCAAGUGGGACUUUUUAUGGCCAAAAUACAGUUUCUUGUUUCCCCCAUCUACAGCAGUAUAUUGCUUCACUUCAGCGUUGGUACUUCAUCUCCAUCUACUGUAGGUAAUACAGUGAUGAGACAAGUACCUCACACAGCUCCAUUUAAAAAAAAUCCAAACUAUCCCUUUAAUAUUUCUAGUUAUAUUAGGCAACCAUUUUGCAAAUCACUGAAGCCUUCCUAAUGGUAAUAUUGGAUUAACUGAAUUUUUUACAUGCUUAACUACUUUCUCAUUUUCACCUGGUCAGAAAAUGUUUAUCAAUAUUUAGAUUGCUACCGCAAUGUAAAACUACAUAUUGUGAUAUCAGACUUUGUCCAUAUCACCAAACCGUUUAGUUAGUAAAUAGUGAAAAGAGGUGGUUAAGUCUGAUCCAUAAACAAAUGCAACAAGCAGUGGAGAAUGUUUAUUUCCUGCCCUGACUUUCAAAUUUCUCCAACAGUUCAUUCAAGGUUCAACAGGACUGCACUGGAAUUAUACGUAUGCUACAAAAUUGGCAGUUUUUUUUUAGCUAAAUGCUUCCUUGUUUUGUCCACAAUGUCAAUCUUGUUGAAAAUAAGAAAGAUACAAAUCACUCAGUAUGUGUUGUGUCUGACUUUACUUUCUGGCAGCAAACAAAAGAUAUUAACAUCUCCAGGCGUAUACAACUGCAUUUAUUGUAUAAAGACAAGACAGCUCAGGAUAACUGGUCAGAUUUUCAUUUUCAGGUAAAAAAAAAUGAGUUUGACAUCUGGAUUUAUCUACUGGACUCAAUGAACAGCAAUCACAACGGGAUAAAAAAAAAAAAAAACCUGCACAUACAUCUACUCAAAAGUGGCAAAAUAUUCUUCUCAAUCAAAGACUGGAUUAACGCUUAAAUACUACA